Messenger RNA from Penaeus monodon (black tiger shrimp), 2269 nucleotides. RefSeq names its product glycine receptor subunit alpha-3-like. The transcript is spliced from 11 exons. Gene Ontology annotation, molecular function: chloride channel activity; extracellular ligand-gated monoatomic ion channel activity; neurotransmitter receptor activity. Gene Ontology annotation, biological process: nervous system process; regulation of membrane potential; signal transduction. The record is from RefSeq and is a predicted model, not a curated record. Bases 923 to 2185 code for a protein of 420 amino acids. Gene Ontology annotation, cellular component: synapse; membrane; neuron projection. Lineage: Eukaryota; Metazoa; Arthropoda; Malacostraca; Decapoda; Penaeidae.
GAAGGGGAGAAGGAAGGGGCGUUGAACAUCGUAAAGAGAGGGAAAAGGGGGAUGAGAAGCGACGAUAAGAGGAGAAAGGAAGGAAAAAUGGCAGAGGAAAAGGAGUGAGACGACAAGAAAAGUGGGAAGCAAGGAAGAAGGGAAAGUAGUGGUGGGAGCGACUAGAAGAGAGAGAACAAAAGGAAGAAGGGGAGCAACGAAAAGAUAAGAAAGAGGGGACGGCGAGUGAGGAGAAGCGAGAGAAGGCAGGAAGGUCAUGCUAUCGCCUCCAUCAGCCGAAAGGGUCAGACAUCUGGCUCUCAGUAGGUCUCGGGCCGCCGCGGAGUGCACACACCGCCGACCUUCUCCGUUGCACGAGGCUGCGUCACCUGUGAGGCUCUCUCAGACUUUCGUGUCAAUGGCACAGCCAGGAGUGCCAUCUGCUACAGUGUCUGCGAAAUCACAGGUGCCCUGCAUUGAAAGCGUCGACCCUGAGGCCCAGCAGUGCCAACGGUAAGGCGGGAAAAGACCCAGAGAGCCAGCGCCAGUGUUGGAAUCACCGAGGAAACACUCGACAGUGUCUUAACCUUCUUUUGGCUCAUCUAGUGCCACCAGGAACAAACAAACCUGAACAAAGGAACCACAACAGGAGCAAUAAUAACAAAAACAUUAUUAAGCAGAAACAGAAAAUAAAAAAAAAAAAAAAGAAAUAACUCGCAGAAGAGGAACAGGACACAUUUUUUUUCUGCACCAGAGCACCGAGUACAGAGUAUCUCCUCCGACCAGCAUAAAUUACCCUAAAAACAAAGCCAUUAGGACCGAAGAGAGGCAAGCUAGUAAAAGUGAUCUUAAAAUUCCUAAUAAUUAAGAAAGGCGUAAUUCUCUCGUUGUCUCUCCCCCGCCAUCAGAGUUGAGAUUUUCGGCGUGCAGUGAAAAAAGCAAGAUGAUUCCUCACCUUCGAUUGCCCAGCUGUCUUAUCUCUGUCUCCGUCUCGAUCUUAUACAUUAUUCUUGUGGUGGUUCUUCUGCCUUCUGGGACUCUCGGCCACAUGGACCGCGCCUUGACCGUGGAAGAUAUCAUGCCGCUUGACAGGACGCUGUAUGACAAGAUGCGGCCACCGAAGAAGGACGGGAAGGCGACGCAGGUGUAUUUCCACGUCACUGUCAUGGGGAUCGAUUCUAUUAACGAGAAUUCCAUGACAUACGCGGCAGACAUUUUCUUCGCGCAGACGUGGACAGACCAUCGCCUCAGGUUACCGGAGAAUAUGACGUCGGAAUAUAGGCUUCUCGACCUGGACUGGCUCAAAGCCCUGUGGCGACCCGACAGCUUCUUCAAGAACGCCAAGCAAGUCACUUUCCAGACCAUGACGAUCCCCAAUCACUACGUGUGGCUCUAUCAAGAUUUCAGGAUCCUGUACAUGGUGAAGCUGACGCUCGUCCUGUCCUGUGCAAUGAAUUUUGCGAUCUACCCACACGACACACAGUUUUGCAAGUUGCAGAUGGAGAGCUUGUCCCAUACCACGGAGGAGCUGGUGUUUGAGUGGGAUCCUGAGGUGCCCUUGGCCGUGGAUGACAGAAUUGAACUGCCACAGCAAGACAUUGUUAAAAACUAUACUUCUGAUUGUUCACAGGUUUAUUCUACAGGUAAUUUUACUUGCCUGGAGGUGAUCUUCCAACUGAAAAGGCGUUUGGGUUACUACGUCUUCCACACGUACAUCCCUACGUGCUUGAUUGUCAUCAUGUCUUGGGUCUCCUUCUGGAUCAAGCCUGAGAUAGCACCAGCGCGUGUGACCCUCGGCGUGACCUCGCUUUUGACCUUGUUCACUCAGCAGGCCAAGUCGCAAGCCUCUCUGCCGCCGGUCUCAUACAUCAAGACUAUUGAUAUAUUCAUGUCUUCGUGUACAGUGUUCGUGUUCAUGGCGCUGAUUGAGUAUGCAAUUGUCAACAUUAUCUUGGGCGACGGUUCGGGAGAUGCUGCAAAGGGACCCCCCAAGCCGGACCCCAAAGCAAGCAAGGCCACGGAUUUGGCCAUUAAGGAGAGUCGACGCUUCCUGCUGGGGGAACCCCCGAAGCCUGCAGGGCCCUCGCCAGCUCAGCUCCGUCGUGCAAGGGCGCUCAUGGUCGAUAGGAUGUCUCGUUAUAUCUUCCCUGUGUCCUUCACGAUGCUGAAUAUCAUAUACUGGAUUAGCUUCAGGGAAUAUUUGUAGGGCUGUGUUUUAAAAAGGGUUUGAAUAGGGGUUAGGGAUUUAUCUAUUUAUUUGUUAUUAUUGGUGUUGUUGUUGUUAUUAUUG